Messenger RNA from Pipistrellus kuhlii (Kuhl's pipistrelle), 1483 nucleotides. It is a transcript of the gene GPR20, whose product is annotated as G protein-coupled receptor 20. The transcript has a single exon. The record is from RefSeq and is a predicted model, not a curated record. The coding region runs from base 23 to 1084 and encodes 353 amino acids. Lineage: Eukaryota; Metazoa; Chordata; Mammalia; Chiroptera; Vespertilionidae. Gene Ontology annotation, cellular component: membrane. Gene Ontology annotation, molecular function: G protein-coupled receptor activity. Gene Ontology annotation, biological process: positive regulation of Rho protein signal transduction; phospholipase C-activating G protein-coupled receptor signaling pathway.
GGAGCGCGCGCUGGCGGCUGCCAUGGCCUCCACGUCCCCGGCGGGGCCCAACGCCACGGCGCCCACGGCGGCAGGGGCGGCCUGGGCCAACGGCAGCGCGGCCGGGCGGCCGCUGUUCCACGUGUUCGCGGCGCUGGACGAGGAGCUGCACAGCGCCUUCCCGGGGCUGUGGCUGGCGCUGCUGGCCGUGCACGGCCUGGUGUGCGCCGCGGGGCUGGCGCUCAACGGGCUGGCGCUGUACGUGUUCUGCUGCCGCACGCGCGCCCCCACGCCCUCCGUCACCUACACCGUCAACCUGGUGGUCACCGACCUGCUGGUGGACCUGUCGCUGCCCGCGCGCUUCGCCGUGUUCUACGGCGCCCGCGGCUGCCCGCGCUGCGCCUUCCCGCACGUCUUCGGCUACUUCCUCAACAUGCACUGCUCCGCGCUCUUCCUCACCUGCAUCUGCGUGGACCGCUACCUGGCCAUCGUGCGGCCCGAGGGCGCCCGCCGCUGGCGCCAGCCCGCCUGCGCCCGCGCCGUGUGCGCGCUGGUGUGGCUGGUGGGCGGCGCCGUGACGCUGGCGGUGCUGGGCGUGGCGGCCCGCGGGCCCUGCUGCGGAGUGUUCGCGCUCACCGCGCUGGAGUUCCUGCUGCCGCUGCUGGCCAUCAGCGUGUUCACCGGCCGCAUCGUGUGCGCGCUGAGCCGGCCGGGGCUGCUGCGCCAGGGCCGCCGGCGCCGCGUGCGAGCCGUGCAGCUGCUGCUCACCGUGCUCGUCAUCUUCCUCGUCUGCUUCACGCCCUUCCACGCGCGCCAGGUGGCCGUGGCGCUGUGGCCCGGCAUCCCGCGCCACGCCAGCCUCGUGGUCUACCACGUGGCCGUGACCCUCAGCAGCCUCAACAGCUGCAUGGACCCCAUCGUCUACUGCUUCGUCACCAGCGGCUUCCAGGCCGCCGUGCGCGGCCUCUUCCGCCGGCGCGGCCCCCAGGGCGAGCCCGGAGCCGGCCCGGCCGCCGAGGGCUCCCGGGGCUCCGGCCGCCGCCACAUCCUGGGCGCCGGGCCCUGCGCCCUCACCCAGGCCCUGGCCAGCGGGCCCGACGCGUGACGGACGGCCCUGCCAGGAGGCCAGAGGGCAGGGGGUGACCGUGGGCCGUGUCUGUGCAGGGCAUGGCCAGGACCCCAGGGCCAGCGGGGCGUGGCCUGCAGCGUGCGUGGGGUGUGGAUGUGCCCCGGACACAGGCUCCCGCUGGGUGCUCUGUCCCCAGAGGGGCUUCAGCCAAAGGAACAAAGACUUUUAAAACCGGGGGCUCCAGGGAGAGUGAGGCACUCCGCCUGCAGCCGGGCCGCGGCUCAGUGGUUAGACCGCUGCCACGCAUGAAGAGUCUCGGGUUGGACGCCUGGUUCAGGGCAUAGACCUGGGUGGCAGGUUCCAUCCCCCUGCCCCGUCAGGGUGCGUGCCUGAGGCAACCAACAGAUGUGUCCCUCUCACAUAGAUGUUUCUCCC